UAUGCGUUCCUACAUGGCCGUUCUCUGCUUGACACUUCCCCUUGUAGCUCUCAAAGUGAGAAGUUCCAUUGAUCCAUACAAGUGCGCUUCCAUAUUCCCAACCGCAACAAGAAUUCUGCCCUCGAAUCGCUUCCCAACCAUGAAUUUCUGCAGUAAAUCUGCAUGCGCAUCAAGCACAACCUCUUUACCAACCUACCAGGUUCCAGAGCAAGACGCCAGCGACAUGGACCGUAUUGCCGACCAGACAUUUCAUAGGUACUCCUGGAACACCGAGAGGAGCUGCAGAGGGACAGCCAUUGUUUGGUUUAGGAAUGAUCUUAGAAUAUUGGACAAUGAGGCUCUGUACAACGCCUGGCUUGCAUCUGAGUCUGUGUUGCCUGUCUAUUGUAUUGAUCCUCGACUAUUUGGGACCACCUACUAUUUUGGAUUUCCUAAAUCUGGGGCAUUGCGAGCGCAAUUUCUCAUUGAAUGCCUAGCUGACCUGAGGAAGAAUUUGAUGAAACGGGGACUUAAUUUGUUCAUUCAACAUGGCAAACCUGAGGAUAUUCUUCCAGAUCUUGCAAAAGCUUUUGGAGCUCAUACAGUGUAUGCCCAGAAAGAAACUUGCAGCGAGGAGCUGAAUGUUGAAAGAUUGGUCGACAAGGGUCUGCAACAAGUUGUGAUACCAGUACCACCAUAUUCCGAGAAAUCCACAGUAGCUAAAACUUCAAUCACCCCCAAGCUAAAAUUUAUUUGGGGCAGCACCUUGUAUAAUAUUGAUGACCUCCCUUUUGAUGCCACUAGUUUACCGGAUGUGUAUACUCAAUUUCGUAAGACUGUUGAAGCCAAAUGCACAGUACGUGCCUGCAUAAAACUUCCGAAAUCUCUUGGGCCACCUCCUCAAGUUGGGGACUGGGGAAGUCUACCUUCAUUGGAGCAGCUGGGAUUUUGCUCGCCAAAUGUAAGCAAGGGAAUGAAGUUUGUUGGGGGUGAAACUGCGGCACUGAGCAGAGUCUAUGAAUACUUCUGGAAGAAGGAUUUAUUAAGGGGAUAUAAAGAGACCAGAAAUGGGAUGCUAGGGCCUGAUUACUCAACUAAAUUUUCUCCAUGGCUUGCCUCCGGGAGCUUGUCUCCUCGUUUCAUACAUGAAGAGGUGAAGAGAUAUGAAGAAGAAAGGCAAGCAAAUAGCUCUACUUAUUGGGUUUUGUUUGAACUGAUAUGGAGGGAUUACUUCAGGUUCCUAUCAAUUAAAUAUGGGAAUUCCCUUUUUCAUGUAGGAGGCCCGAGGAAAGUGCUGCACAAAUGGAGCCAAGACAAGAAUUUGUUUGAGUCUUGGAGAGAAGGUCGUACGGGGUAUCCUCUCAUAGAUGCUAACAUGAAAGAAUUAUCGACCACUGGAUUCAUGUCAAACCGAGGACGACAGAUUGUAUGUUCAUUUCUUGUUCGUGAUAUGGGCAUAGAUUGGCGCAUGGGAGCAGAAUGGUUUGAGACAUGCCUUUUGGAUUAUGAUCCAUGUUCCAAUUAUGGAAACUGGACUUAUGGAUCAGGAGUUGGGAAUGAUCCCAGAGAAGACCGUUAUUUCAGCAUACCUAAACAAGCAAUGACGUAUGAUCCAGAAGGUGAAUAUGUUGCGUACUGGUUGCCAGAGUUAAGAACUGUUCCAAGGGGUAAGAGGCAUUUUCCUGGGAAUUUAUAUAUUAGGCAAAUUGUACCCCUCAAGUUUGGGACUGCAGGAAGACACCAUAAGGAGAACAAACCCCUCGGUGCAACAAGACCUAAUCAUAGAGGAAGAGAAGUUAGAAGUAACCGGAGACAACAACAACAACAACAAGUCCCACUAGGUGGGGUCGGCUACAUGGAUUGCAAGACGCCAUUGUGCUCUAUCAUUUAUUAACCGGAGACAAAUAGGAUAAAAAGAUAGUUAAAUUCUGGUCUAAUGGUAAUCCUAUUUUACGUUACUUUGUUGUGUUGGAAACCAUGUAUCUUAGAUGUAUUGAAGUUGAACAGAAGUAAUAUUUUGAUUUUUGAGAGUCCAUUCAGUCUUGUUUUGGGAAGUUCGAUCACUUAAACAUGUCAACUAUUAUCCUCCUGCUGCAUGUUAAUAUGUUUCCUUUCAAGCAAUAAUAAUCUCCUACGUUUCUUUUCUC
Messenger RNA from Prosopis cineraria, 2126 nucleotides. RefSeq names its product cryptochrome DASH, chloroplastic/mitochondrial. Gene Ontology annotation, biological process: photoreactive repair. Lineage: Eukaryota; Viridiplantae; Streptophyta; Magnoliopsida; Fabales; Fabaceae. Gene Ontology annotation, molecular function: DNA binding; FAD binding; DNA photolyase activity. The coding region runs from base 2 to 1873 and encodes 623 amino acids. The record is from RefSeq and is a predicted model, not a curated record. The transcript is spliced from 13 exons.